CUCUCACAGUUUAGCUUAAAUACCGCUUGAGCUCUCAAUCAGGUCUCGUUACUUUCCCCGUCAAAAACACCACGCCAACCCGCGAUAUCAGACAAGUUAUUCAAACGGACACACCAUGACCCAACCUUCUCUCAACACUACCUUCGACACUUCUGUAAUCGACCUCUCACAACCUGAAACGGUUCAGUUCACAGGUUCCUUCUCAACCACGGACACAGACCCUUCUGAAUUCGGCGCACCAACUGAGGUUGUUGAAGAUACUGCCAAACCAUCAAUUCCAUCAUCUUCAGAUGAAACCCCCAAGCCCAGUCAGGAUACUCCACGACCUAGCACCGCCGUAACCUCAAGUGUACCAAAGCCAGUCCGUCACAUGGACACCACGGCAGCUUACGAUGCGUGGGCACCAGUGUACGACACAGACGGAAACAUCCUUCAAAAAGUGGAUGAUAUUGAGCUCGAAAAGACACUACCUGUAUUUCUCGACAUGGUAAAAGCAACCGCAGAGGAAUCCCCCAAGGACGCCUACAAAAUCGUGGACUUGGGAUGCGGCACAGGCCGGAACACAAGAAAACUGCUACAGCACAAAUGGAAACUCCCACGCGGCGCGACCAUUGACAUCGUUGGCGUCGACGCCUCUCCUGGUAUGCUUGCCAGGGCGGACGAGAAGCUUCUCCCCAUUGAAGAAGAGAUCAGUGAAGGAGCAGAACCUGCGCCAGUACGGCUCAGCCUCUUCCAGCACGACAUUCUGUAUCCCACGGAUCUUAGCUCUUCGCCUGAUCCGCUUCCCACUCGGGCAGACGCACUGAUCUCCACUCUUGUCCUCGAGCACGUUCCGCUUUCCGUCUUCUUUGCCGCGCUCUCCCGCAUCUUGCUUCCACGCGGGGUUGCGUUGAUCACGAAUAUGCACCCUGAGAUGGGCGCAAAGAGCCAGGCUGGGUUUGUCAUGGCUGAUGCGGAGGGAAAAAGGGUCAAGGUUAGGGGAAAGAGCUACGUGCAUACGGUGGAGGAGACGGUGAAAGCGGCUCAGGAAGUGGGGUUUGAGCUUGUGGGGGAAGUAAUGGAGAGGGAGGUUGAGGAUAAAAUGUUGGAAGAGGGGUUAUUGGGAGAGAGGGGCUGGAAAUGGGUGGAUUGUAAGGUGUGGUAUGGGGUUAUUCUUCGGAAGAAAUGAAGAUCUCUGGCAGGCGACGAGCGCUUUGGCGUCUGGGUAGGAGCUUUCGCUAUUUGUCGACUACGAAAAGGAAAUAUUGAGAAGCUGAGGCAACGUCCGUCCCCGUAAAGCGAGAUUCAUCGCCUAAGGAGAUAAUGAUACCUGUAUGGAGUGGAAUAGGAAAUCCAGUAGAGGUGUUAGUAGUAUAUAUACGCUUUAAAAGCUUUUCACUCAUAUCCAGGACUUAGAAUUGUACCUAGAUAAGGAGUGUUUAAUAGGGAC
This is a messenger RNA of Aplosporella prunicola CBS 121167, 1429 nucleotides long. RefSeq lists its product as uncharacterized. The record is from RefSeq and is a predicted model, not a curated record. The transcript has a single exon. Lineage: Eukaryota; Fungi; Ascomycota; Dothideomycetes; Botryosphaeriales; Aplosporellaceae. The coding region runs from base 116 to 1168 and encodes 350 amino acids.